Molecule: messenger RNA, 648 nt
Organism: Dovyalis caffra
Lineage: Eukaryota; Viridiplantae; Streptophyta; Magnoliopsida; Malpighiales; Salicaceae
Source: the annotation of a GenBank genome assembly
AUGCCUCUUCCUCACCCCCAUCGCAGGGAAACUUUAGGGACUGGUAGUUCAAUGAAGAACAGUGUGGUUCAGUGUAAUGUAGGAAAUUCCAGUCCUGUUUUUCUUUGUUCUUUGUUUCCUAAAAAGGCUGAGAUAUCCCAAUUGCAUUUGGAAUUUCUUAGUUAUUGCGGUCAACAUUUUCAUCCAGACAAUGAGACGUAUCCUUUUGUUAGUCUACUUCAGGAAUCCUAUGGAGAAGAUAUUGCAGAUACAGAGACAGAAAAGUCUGCAAAUGGCAGCGACAAAGAUGAAUAUGAGGUACUUUUGGCAUGCGCAAGUGUUACAAAGCCAAAGAGGAAAAGGAAACAUGCAAAUAAGAAAGUUCUUGAUGCCGUUAAAGAGCAUGAAAGCAAGCAAGAUGAUUUCAAGACUAACAGCUGUGACCAUGAACUAUGUCUGCAAGAUGAGUAUGAAAAGGGUGUAAAGCCAAAGUCAAAUAGGAAUGAACAGGCAGAUAAGAAAAUUCUUGACACUGACGUUCGUAGCCACAAUAAUGCCGUUAAAGAGGAGAAGGCAAGCAAGAUGAGUACAAGCCUGACAGUUUGGAACAUGUUGUGUCUCUGCAAGAGGAACAAAAUCAGAAGGAACAGAGCUUUAUGUGAGUACUGA